This is a messenger RNA of Elgaria multicarinata webbii, 1741 nucleotides long. RefSeq names its product zinc finger protein OZF-like. The record is from RefSeq and is a predicted model, not a curated record. Lineage: Eukaryota; Metazoa; Chordata; Lepidosauria; Squamata; Anguidae. Gene Ontology annotation, biological process: regulation of transcription by RNA polymerase II. The transcript is spliced from 3 exons. Gene Ontology annotation, cellular component: nucleus. Bases 206 to 1624 code for a protein of 472 amino acids. Gene Ontology annotation, molecular function: DNA-binding transcription factor activity, RNA polymerase II-specific; sequence-specific DNA binding.
CAUUGGAUCCAGGCCAGAGGGGUCCCCCCGGGGGCGUCACACGGGAGACCUGUGGCACUGCCGGAACCUGGCUUCUCUGGGGCUUGCAGUUCCCAGAGCAGAGCUCAUUUCCGGGCAAGAAGAUCCAUUGGCUGAGGACUCCGAUGAAGGCGAGGAAUCAGCCGGUGAUGGCCAGGACAGCAGCAGAGAAGGUGAGCCGCAGAGAAUGGGAGUGGAAGAGAAACCAAAGUGGGGGAGCAAAUGCAUUGCCUUCGAGGGGUCGGACUUCCACGUCCUCCCAAUCCUGGAAGAACCUUGUGAAGGGGACGUUAGGGACGGUGGCGACGUGGCGAAGCUCUUGAAAUGCUCUGAGUGUGGAAAGAGCUUUGGUCAACCGACGGACCUUAUUAAACAUCAAAGAACCCACCUAGGAGAGAAAACGUCUAAACUCUUGGAGUGCGGGAAGCAAUUCAGCCACAGCUCAGCCCUCAGCUUGCAUCCAAGGCUCCAUGCAGGGAAGAAGCCCUAUAAGUGCUCCACGUGUGGAAAAAGUUUCAGUCAUAGCUUAAGUCUUCAAUGGCAUGAGAGGAGUAUUCAUACAGGGGAGAAGCCCUACAAAUGCUCCACGUGUGGGAAGUGUUUCAGUGACGGCAGAAACCUUAAAAGACGUGAAAGAAUUCAUGCAGAGGAGAAGCCCUAUAAGAGCUCUGAGUGUGGAAAGAGCUUCAGUCGCAGCCCAGAACUUAAAUCGCAUCAAAGAAUCCAUACUGGGGAGAAGCCCUAUAAAUGCCCUGAGUGUGGAAAGAGUUUCAGCCAGAGCUCAAAUCUUAAUAAACAUCAGAGAAUCCACACAGGGCUGAAGCCCUAUAAAUGUUCGACGUGUGGAAAGAGUUUCAGUCAUAGCACGCACCUGAAAAGACAUCAGAGAACUCACACAGGAGAAAAACCCUAUAAGUGCUUUGAGUGUGGAAAGUGUUUCAGUCAAAGAAUAAUUCUUAAAUCGCAUCAAAGAAUUCACACAGGGGAGAAACCAGAUAAAUGCUCUGUGUGUGGAAAGACUUUCAGCAAUAGCGGAAACCUUAAAAUACAUCAAAAAAUUAACACAGGGGAGAAGCCCUUUAAAUGUUCUGAGUGCGGAAAGAGUUUCAGUCAACGCAUAAUCCUUAUAUCCCACCAGAGAAUUCAUACAGGGGAGAAACCCUAUAAAUGCUCUGCGUGUGGAAAGAACUUCAGUGAUUGCAGAAGCCUGAAAGUGCAUCAAAGGAUUCACACCCAGGAGAAGCCCUACAAAUGCUCUGAGUGUGGAAAGAGUUUCAGUGAUAGCAGAAGCCUGAAAGUGCAUCAAAGAAUUCACACCCAGGAGAAGCCCUACAAAUGUGCCGAGUGUGGAAAGAGUUUCAGUGAUACCAGGGUUCUUAAAGUGCAUCAAAGGAUUCACACAGGAGAGAAGCCCUAUAAAUGCUUGGAGUGCAGAAAGAGCUUCAACCAGAGCACCCACCUCAACUCACACCGAAGAAUUCAUAUUCGUGGGAAGCCUUACAAAUGCUCCGAGUGUGGCAUGGGGUUCCAUCAAAAUAGACACCUAGAGUCGCUUCAAAGAAGGAUGCACUCAGCAGGGGAUCCUGUAAACCCCAGCUCUGACUAGAAUGUGGGGAGCUCUUCUGACAUUUUCAAACCCAGGAGAAAGGGUAUGAAUAAUUAUAAUUUCUUUGUCUACCCAAAACUUAAUAAGCACGAAGAGUCGGAAGCGACUGAACGAAUA